AAUGAAAUGGAAAUGAAAAGAAAAGAAAGGAACUUGUAGUAUGAAGAAUGGAAAAGAAAGGAACUUUCAACUUUGUUAAUUUCAUUUGAUUUGAUCUCAUUUUUAUUCCCAUCUUCUUCUUCUUACAAUCCAUCAUCAUCAUCUCAUUCUCUCUCUCUCUAACAUCAUUCUCUCUCUCUCUCUACAAUGGCAACUCCACCUGUGGUUAGAUUUCCGAUCUUCGCAACAGUUAGAGCUAUUGGACUUGUGAUCAUUCUUCUUCUCUUAACAUGGGCUGUUCAUUUCAGAGGAGGACUCGCUCUCAUUUCCGAUAAUAAAGAUCUCAUCUUUAAUGUUCAUCCGGUGUUGAUGGUGAUUGGGCUUGUUCUAAUCAAUGGUGAAGGGAUGCUUGCGUACAAGACGGUACCUGGAACUAAAAGCUUCAAAAAAACAGUUCAUCUCGGAUUGCAGUUUCUUGCUCUCUUUUUGAGCUUAAUUGGUCUCUGGGCUGCUUGGAAGUUUCACAAUGACAAGGGCAUUGACAACUUCUACAGCCUGCAUUCAUGGUUAGGCCUUGCUUGUCUUUUCCUAUUCUCCAUCCAGUUGGCUGCUGGAUUUGCAACAUUUUGGUAUCCAGGAGGUUCAAGAAACACUAGAGUUGCACUGAUGCCAUGGCAUGUGUUCUUUGGUAUCUAUAUCUAUGCAUUGGCUAUAGCUACAACUACUACUGGUAUUUUAGAAAAGGCUACAUUCCUUCAAACCAACAACGUCAUAUCGCGAUAUUCCAAUGAAGCAAUUCUUGUCAAUUGCUUAGGUGUUUUGAUUGUUGCUUUAGGUGGCUUUGUUAUUCUUGGUUUAGUUACGCCGACUUAUAACAAAUCUGAUGUUAUAAGAGGAAAUGAAUGAGUGAUUGAUUGAGUAUAUAGUUCAAAGUUGAGAACAUGAAAAACAGCUGUAAGAUGUAUUCUUAGGUUGCAUGGAUUGUUGUAUGAACAAACUCUUGAAUAUAUACACAAGUUUAAUUUUCUUUA
Trifolium pratense (red clover) is the source of this 1010-nucleotide messenger RNA. RefSeq names its product transmembrane ascorbate ferrireductase 2. Gene Ontology annotation, molecular function: oxidoreductase activity. The transcript has 4 exons. The coding region runs from base 187 to 885 and encodes 232 amino acids. The record is from RefSeq and is a predicted model, not a curated record. NCBI's taxonomy places the organism in Eukaryota, Viridiplantae, Streptophyta, Magnoliopsida, Fabales, Fabaceae.